AUGGCGCUCUUCAUUACCCCCACUUCCGUGACAGCAACGAUCACUGUGACUAAAACCCUAUAUGAUAUCGUUUCAUUAACUACGUUAAACACUGCCAUCAGCCCUAGUCCCACUGCAAAUAUCGCUAAUACUACACCAACCUUUUCAACCAACGGCACAACAUCCACAUUUUCACCUUUUGCAUCUCUCACAAGCAACUCAUCCAACAUAACUACAUCAACAACCACAAAAAAACACCAUGCAGCCUUUUUGGUUAUUAUCUGGCUUGCGAUUCUCCUCAUGGUCAUGAAAAGUAAAAGUUCGUGGUUGGAUUUCCUGCGCUACGACGUAAAUUCUCAGAUCAGAGCCGAACGAGAGAAGAGAUCUGCGGAAAAUCAAAUUAGAGAAGCGGAGAUGAAAGAACAGUUGGAAAGAAUAGAUGAAGAGGAAGCUGCGCACAAGAAAAAGAUCAAAGAUGUGGAUAAGAGCGUGGCCGAUUUCUACCGUAUCGUUCGUUUUCGAACCAGAGCUAUGAACUUUCUUCCAAAAAGAUGA
Botrytis porri is the source of this 534-nucleotide messenger RNA. RefSeq lists its product as uncharacterized. The transcript is spliced from 3 exons. Bases 1 to 534 code for a protein of 177 amino acids. NCBI's taxonomy places the organism in Eukaryota, Fungi, Ascomycota, Leotiomycetes, Helotiales, Sclerotiniaceae. The record is from RefSeq and is a predicted model, not a curated record.